UGCUCAUUGAGGUGUAUGUAUUUUUACACCUUCAGUGGAUUUGCUGCUGUAACCACGACAGCUCGCUAUUGGUUUGUGGCAGCUAAAAAGUCAGUCGCCGUGGGUUCGGUCAUGGUUUGGAAAUCCCGCCAUGGUUUUGUGGCAGCUCUAGACGCCACAAAAUACUUGAAACUGCACUUGGUUUUAGGUAUACCGGUAUCCAUUAACUAUUAAAAUCUUGAAUCUGAUGGAAAAUAAAUCAAGCAGUGAUUAUGAGUCGGUGCAUGGACGAUGCCUGGAUAUGUGCCCAGAAUCUGAAAUGAAAUUCAGAGAAGCAAAUAGGUUACUUAGCUUAUUUGAAGUUAUGGAUGGACAUGAAAAAAUCAGGCAUCCAAAAUGUGAUCCAACCAAAUGUGUCAAAGAGUUUAGAAGAUCUGCUGCUGGGGAAAAGUUGAAUGAUGCAUAUCAGUUGCGACCUGCAAAAGUUUUGCUUCAAACUGUUGACUAUCUUCUUGCAAAAAUUGCAACUAGAAGAGAUGUUCCAUUUGAUGUGGUAUAUGAUUUCGUAUUUGACAGAUUGAGAAGUGUUCGCCAAGAUAUGGUAAUUCAACAAAUACACUUGAAAGAUCCACAUCUUGCAGCUUGUAUAAUAGAGAAAUGCUAUCGUUUUUAUGCUUUCGCUUUGUUCGUUAUAAAGCAGUACAAUCUCGUGUCAAUAGACAGACAUAUUCAUCGGACACAUAUGAAGCAAUGUUUACAAUCAUUGGUAGAAAUUUAUAAAUCUUUUCCAGUGGAAAAGACUCUUAACAACUCCUCAGAAUUUUUAGCAUGUUAUGUGAUAUUCAAUUCAGAAUCAAAUAUUUUUGAAGAAUUUUUGAUGAACUUUUCUAAAGGAAUAAGGAUGAAAGAACCUUUGCAAACUGCUAUUCAAUUAUACCGUGCUGUGCUUCAAAAUAACUUUGUCAGAGUUUUCAAAUUGUUUUCGCUUCUUAAAAGCAACGAAUAUUAUUUACCGUUAUUAUCUUUUAUAGAAAAUACUCAAAAAUAUAGGACUAAAGUUGUUUCUGUUCUUUCUCAUUCCCAUAAUUCAAAACAAUGUUCAUUUCCACCUGAGAUUUUAUUGAAAUGGUUGUUGCUAAGUGAUCGUGCAAGUGUAUUGCAAAUUUGUACAGAGCAUGGCAUGAAUGUAAAUGAAAAAAGUCACGUCAUUUUUCAAAAAUCCAAUUUUUCCACUCCACAUGAAUGUAAUGUUCAGGAAUCAUUUAUAGACAGCUUUGAAUCUUUGCAAGAUAUGACUGAUAAAGUAAUAUUGUCUCAUAACGAGGAAGUUGUGGGGUCAUAGUUGAACGUUUUUCGAUGAAGUUUAUAUUGCAAUUGGUCUUGUAAUUAUCUCAUACCUAUUUUAGACAAUAAAUUUUUCUAUUUACUUUUA
Styela clava is the source of this 1411-nucleotide messenger RNA. The record is from RefSeq and is a predicted model, not a curated record. NCBI's taxonomy places the organism in Eukaryota, Metazoa, Chordata, Ascidiacea, Stolidobranchia, Styelidae.